This is a messenger RNA of Aptenodytes forsteri (emperor penguin), 2417 nucleotides long. It is a transcript of the gene GALNT1, whose product is annotated as polypeptide N-acetylgalactosaminyltransferase 1. Gene Ontology annotation, cellular component: Golgi apparatus. The record is from RefSeq and is a predicted model, not a curated record. The transcript has 12 exons. NCBI's taxonomy places the organism in Eukaryota, Metazoa, Chordata, Aves, Sphenisciformes, Spheniscidae. The coding region runs from base 239 to 1918 and encodes 559 amino acids.
GAAGACCUCUUGUGCUUCUAUGUUCACGUCAGAAUGGCCUAGGCCAAUCUGUUGCUUUACGGUUCCUACCACAGGCACUCUACAGCAAUGUAUUGGGACUUUGCCACCAGUGCUAGUGGACCAUCCAGAUGGCUGUAAACCUGCAGAGGAGAUACAGAACGUCUCUCAAACUGGAUUAAAGCAACCUGUUGAUAUUUUUAUUUAUACUUUUUAAUUUUUGUAUUUGACUUAAAGUGCCAUGAAAAAAUUUGCAUAUUGCAAGGUGGUCCUUGCCACCUCUUUGGUUUGGGUCCUUCUGGAUAUGUUUCUGUUGCUGUACUUCAGUGAAUGCAACAAAUGUGAUGAGAAAAAAGAACGAGGCCUGCCUGCUGGAGAUGUUCCAGAACCCAUACAAAAACCACACGAAGGACCUGGAGAGAUGGGGAAGCCUGUGGUCAUUCCGAAAGAGGAGCAAGAAAAAAUGAAAGAAAUGUUUAAAAUAAAUCAAUUUAAUUUAAUGGCAAGUGAAAUGAUUGCACUCAACAGAUCUUUACCUGAUGUCAGGUUAGAAGGGUGUAAAACGAAGGUGUAUGUAGACAACCUUCCCACAACAAGUGUUGUCAUUGUUUUUCACAAUGAGGCUUGGAGCACACUUCUACGAACUGUUCAUAGUGUGAUAAACCGGUCACCACGACACAUGCUGGAAGAAAUCGUCCUCGUCGAUGAUGCCAGUGAAAGAGACUUCUUGAAAAGACCACUGGAGAAUUAUGUGAAAAAAUUAAAAGUACCUGUUCAUGUGAUUCGAAUGGAACAGCGUUCUGGAUUAAUUAGAGCCAGAUUAAAGGGGGCUGCUGCUUCUAAAGGCCAGGUCAUCACCUUCUUAGAUGCUCAUUGUGAAUGUACAGUAGGCUGGCUUGAACCUCUGCUGGCAAGGAUCAAAGCUGACAGGAGAACAGUAGUGUGUCCCAUCAUUGACGUAAUUAGCGAUGACACCUUUGAAUAUAUGGCAGGUUCUGACAUGACCUACGGUGGAUUCAACUGGAAGUUGAAUUUUCGUUGGUAUCCUGUUCCUCAGAGAGAGAUGGAUCGACGGAAAGGAGAUCGAACCCUUCCUGUUAGGACACCUACAAUGGCAGGAGGUCUCUUUUCAAUAGACAGAGAUUACUUUCAGGAAAUUGGAACAUAUGAUGCUGGAAUGGAUAUUUGGGGUGGAGAAAACUUAGAAAUUUCUUUCAGGAUCUGGCAGUGUGGUGGCACUUUGGAAAUUGUAACUUGUUCACAUGUCGGGCAUGUGUUCAGAAAAGCAACACCAUACACUUUUCCAGGAGGUACAGGGCAGAUAAUCAACAAAAAUAACAGGCGGCUUGCAGAAGUCUGGAUGGAUGAAUUCAAAAACUUUUUUUAUAUCAUUUCCCCAGGAGUUACUAAAGUUGAUUAUGGGGACAUAUCGUCACGACUUGGACUAAGACGCAAGCUCCAGUGCAAGCCUUUCUCCUGGUACCUGGAGAAUGUUUAUCCUGAUUCCCAAAUUCCACGCCAUUACUUUUCUCUGGGAGAGAUAAGAAAUGUGGAGACAAAUCAAUGUCUGGAUAACAUGGCAAGAAAAGAAAAUGAGAAAGUUGGAAUCUUUAACUGCCAUGGAAUGGGUGGCAAUCAGGUUUUCUCAUAUACUGCCAACAAAGAAAUUCGAACAGAUGAUUUGUGUUUAGAUGUAUCAAAACUUAAUGGCCCAGUAACGAUGCUCAAGUGCCACCAUCUAAAAGGAAAUCAGCUUUGGGAAUAUGAUCCAGUGAAACUAACCCUGUUGCAUGUGAACAGUAACCAGUGCCUGGACAAAGCCACCGAAGAGGACAGCCAGGUACCCAGCAUCAGAGACUGCAAUGGCAGCCGCUCCCAGCAAUGGCUGCUUCGCAAUGUCACCCUUCCAGAAAUAUUCUGAGAGGUUCUAAAGAAAAGCAAGGAUUGACUGGGCUACCUCGGCUGAUACUUUGGCUACACUGUUAAGUAGCAACAGAAGAAACUUCUGCUCGGCAGAAUCCACAGUUCAUCAGCUGUUAGAACUCCUGCAGCUUCUCAGCAGCUGUGAACCAGCCUUCCUGUACAAGGAUGUGAAACUACCACACAUACUAGUGAAACUGCGCCCACUGAUGAUGUUUACAAGAUCAAAAGAGUUUCUUCCAGCAAAUAAUUUAGAGAACGUUUGGACAGUGGAAACAUAAUCAAUGAAAUAGUCUCUCUGAAGAGCUGCAUAUCGUCAUAGUUUGCUUGCACAUCAGUAACCUCUGCUGAAAGUGCUGUUGUAAAGGAGAAAGUUCCAAGAAUUUUUUUUCCUGGUUAGCAGUGGUAACCAGACUACUAAAUAUAGAUCCACAAAUAAAUGAGAGAGAGAGAGAUGGAAACGAGAUUCUGUAACAUGAAAUAAGAAUUCUGUGGUUUAA